This is a messenger RNA of Leptopilina heterotoma, 3541 nucleotides long. It is a transcript of the gene Cyp18a1, whose product is annotated as cytochrome P450 18a1. The coding region runs from base 770 to 2380 and encodes 536 amino acids. The record is from RefSeq and is a predicted model, not a curated record. NCBI's taxonomy places the organism in Eukaryota, Metazoa, Arthropoda, Insecta, Hymenoptera, Figitidae. Gene Ontology annotation, cellular component: intracellular membrane-bounded organelle; cytoplasm. Gene Ontology annotation, biological process: xenobiotic metabolic process. Gene Ontology annotation, molecular function: heme binding; oxidoreductase activity, acting on paired donors, with incorporation or reduction of molecular oxygen, reduced flavin or flavoprotein as one donor, and incorporation of one atom of oxygen; iron ion binding. The transcript has 5 exons.
GUAAAGGAAAACACUUAAAGAAGCUUAAAGAAAGGAAGUGGCACGACACUAAGAGCAGAGGAACCGAAAAGCGCGAGCGAGAUGAUAAUAGUGAGCACGUGGUUUUUGAUGUGAUCCACACAUAACACACCACGUGCUGAGCAUAGCCGAUAGCGAGACAAGAACGUCGCAACGUCCGUGCUGAGAGACUGCAGAGCCGUAACUGACUCUUGAGCAUGGGCCCUAUAGGCCUCUGUGACACUGGUAGCUAGUCGGCCAGCCCGUAGCCCCACACAGGACAACAGUCCCCCACAUGAUCGGUAUCAGGGACCAAAUCCGCGUGGACCUCGGCCAACGAGACGGUGGCAGCAGGACCCGCCCUCGCACCCCACGCGCUAACCUCUCCUACCCCCGCGUCACUGAUCGUGAACAAGCACUUGCACUGAACCCCACCCCACGGACUCGCCGUGGGUCAGAGGCUGAUGAGUCACUAUAUAAGACAGGCAAGGACAAGAAGGUGUAUGUUAGUGUACACUCCAUUCUCUCGUGGCUCGCACACGCGGCAGUGGAGGAGAAUUUUGGCUAGUAGUGACAGAAUUCGUAACUGCAUUUGAUUCGCGCCACUUGGAUAUACUACCGGCGCGUAGUGAACUAUUUAAUCCAUUCUCAUUUCCAAGAGUUCCAAAAAGAAACCCAAUUUUCCAAUUGCUCCGUUGAAUCAUUUUGCGAAAUAUCAAUAGAAACUCUGUGUUUUCCUUUUGGGAGCAAAAAUUUUCAUUGAGGGUGAAAAAUGUUCGCGAAGUGUGUCAUCCAGUGGUUGUCACAGAUUGGUGGUAGCAGGACUGAUGCCCUUUCCACCCUUUUGGUAUUCCUCGGUGUGUUGGGAGUGGUGCGGAUUUUACAGUGGAUCAAGACUAUCAGAUCGCUGCCACCGGGACCGUGGGGGGUGCCAAUUCUGGGCUACCUACCCUUCCUCAAGGGGAAAGCUGUUCAUCUGCAUUACGCCGAGCUGGCCAAAAAGUACGGCUCGAUGUUCAGCGCGAAACUUGGAACACACCUUGUUGUUGUUCUCAGCGAUUAUCGUGCCAUUCGCGAAACUUUUCGUCGAGAGGAGUUCACAGGCAGGCCACACACUGAAUUCAACAACAUCCUCGGCGGAUACGGUAUUAUUAAUACCGAGGGUGCUUUGUGGAAGGAUCAGAGGAAAUUCCUUCAUGAAAAACUGCGAAGCAUGGGAAUGACUUAUUUAGGAGCUGGAAAAAAAAUAAUGGAGUCUAAAAUCAUGCAAGAAGUGGACUCUUUCAUCAAAGGGUUGACACUGAGACGAGGUGUGCCGACAAAUAUGUCCUAUUCCCUGAGCAUGGCCAUCAGUAAUGUUAUUUGUUCAAUUACGAUGGGGGUUCGCUUUCACCACGGAGACUCGAGAUACAAAAAAUUCAUGUCCCUCACCGAGGAAGGUUUUAAACUAUUUGGAAGUAUAGUUUACGUGAAUUUUCUCCCUAUUUUAAAAUAUCUGCCUGGCCUCAAGUUCGUGAUGAGUAAACUCGAUCAAAAUAGAGGAGAGAUGGCGAAUUUUUUCCAAGACAAUGUGGAGCAGCAUAGAAAUACUUUCGACGCGACCAACAUCAGAGAUCUCGUCGACGCAUAUCUUUUAGAGAUUGAGAAAGCCAAGGAUGAGGGACGUGAACUCUUUCAAGGGAAAAAUCACGACCGCCAGUUGCAACAGAUCUUAGGAGAUCUCUUCACUGCUGGAAUGGAGACGGUGAAAACAACGUUGGAGUGGGCUGUGGUUCUCAUGUUGCACCAUCCGGAGGCAGCACGUGCAGUUCAGGAGGAGUUGGACCAAGUUGUGGGAAGGUCGAGGAUGCCAACCCUCGAAGAUCUUCCUUAUCUGCCACAAACCGAAGCUACCAUCUUGGAAAUUUUAAGGAGGUCCAGCAUCGUCCCGAUGGGCACGACUCACGCCGCCACUAGAGACGUGACGAUGAAUGGCUACACGAUUCCUACUGGUGCGCACGUGGUACCACUGUUGCAUGCAGUGCACAUGGAUCCAGAAUUGUGGGAUGAACCAGCAGAAUUUCGCCCCGAGCGUUUUCUAUCAGCAGAGGGUAAUGUCUGCAAACCAGAGUACUUCAUUCCCUUCGGCGUGGGAAGACGCAUGUGUUUGGGCGACGUCUUGGCACGAAUGGAACUCUUCCUCUUCUUCAGUUCGCUUCUGCACACUUUCGACAUUACGUUACCAGCUGGUGCGUCACUGCCUAGUCUUCAAGGAAACGUUGGCAUCACCGUGACGCCAGAUCCCUUCGAGGUUUGCCUCCUGCAGAGAAUCCUCAACGAAGAUUGCAUAGCAGGAUUCGCCGCCGACAGUACAGGACCUUUGAGAAACGUCGGCAGCCAUUGAGAAAGGCAAACAAACAUAUUUUGAGCACGGUUUUCGUUCCUAUCAUUUUUCACGAGGAGAACUUUUGAUUGAAUGUUCGAAAAGUAUAUUCGUUAAGAAAUAUGCAGAUCUAAUUUGGAUGAUAAGCAGCUGUUGGCGAAGAGUGUGUGCCAUUUCGAAAAGAAGAAGAAGAAGAAGAAGAAAAAAUAUGCAGCUUUAACGGAGUAUCGUUUUGGUAGCUAAAAUAUGGUGAUACUUGAUUAUAAGGAUUUAAAGACGUUGGUGACUGAUAAAGAAGACGAAAGAAGAGAGAUACCUCCUCAAUUGCGGAAUAAAAAGUACAAAUUGGAGCCUUCGAUCAUAGUCCCGCUCAUUAUUAUUCAAACCCGCCGCGCCGCCAUUUCACAAUAUAUUUAUUUGUAAUGUUGUUUAUACUAUUUAUUCGCCUUUAGUUACCGAUUUCUAGGACCCGGUUGCGGAUCCAAAAACUCUGAAUCCUUAGAAAGUCGAAAUAAUUUACAAUAUUUACAAUUGUAAAUUGUAAUAUUAGCAAUUAGAAGCAGAAAACUAAAGAUUAUUUUACAAGACUGGAUACAAUUUUUGAGUAAGGAAUUUUUGGAUCAGUGCCCGUAAUACUAAGACGAAGAGGCAUAACUGUGAGAUGACAUUUUUACUCUGUUUUAUUAUUAUUAUUAUUAUUAUUUUUUUUACAUUAGUCUUCAUUCUAAUUUGUCAUUGACGAAUAAGAUGCAGAGUUUUCAUUUUUAUUCGUUUCUCUUGUAGAUAUUUUUUAUGUGAGUGCCCGAGAUCAUUUAUUGUUAUUGAAUUGAGUGUUUGUGUGAAUGUGUAAUUGACUGUUGUAGAAGAUUAAUUUAUAUUGAUCGACGAACGAUAAUCGUGGGAGUCAAGGAUAUUGCCGGACAUAUCGACGAGGUUGUCACGGUUAAAAUCUUUGUUCGGAUUUUCUAGUCCGGAAUGUUUUACUUAUUUCUAGGAUAAGUGUAUGAUUGAGAAUGUUUAUAAAUGCGUGUACAUUUCAUACUUGCGAUUGAUUGGUAGUUAUAUUUAUGUAUAUGUAUAAAGUUCCCAUAUUCAUUGGGUCCUGUGUUCAACUGUUGACUCGUCGACCGUGAUUUAUGUAUAUUUCUAGCGUAAUUUAAUGUCAUUUGAUACGAAAAUAAA